Molecule: messenger RNA, 1794 nt
Organism: Lathyrus oleraceus (garden pea)
Lineage: Eukaryota; Viridiplantae; Streptophyta; Magnoliopsida; Fabales; Fabaceae
Exons: 6
Coding region: 239-1264 (341 amino acids)
Molecular function (GO): sulfotransferase activity
Source: RefSeq, a predicted model, not a curated record
UAGAAUAUUAGUACAAAGUUUUACUUAGUCUGAGAAGAAACAAGAAACCCAGCAUAGGGGAAAACGCAUUCUUCUUCUUCUUCUUCUUUUUCUUCUUAGUCUAUAGAUUAUGCCAUUUGGGGUUUUUCUCUGAGACAUUGAUUCUACCUCCAAAGCUGAAACCUUUUUCUCUUUUGACUCUCACCCAAAACCCUUAUUUCUUCUUCCAUGCUGUUCUUGUUCUCUUUCUAGAACACCAAUGGUAGGAGACAUGUGUUUCCUCUACAAGGAUAUUCUUGUUAUAAAGCCUCCCAAGAAAUCCCCAAUGUUGUUAAGGAUGGCGGUUUUUAUGUUUUCAAUGGUCAGCGUUGUUUCAAUCUUCUAUGUAUGUAUAAAGCAGAUAGGUACUGAAGCGAGGACUAUGUUUACGGACUUCAAAGUCAUUGGUAACCUUACUCAGAGUAGAGUGAAGCAAAUGAAUCCUAACAUACUACAUUAUCCCGAACCAUUAUCCUUUAGCAGGAAUGAGUGUGCUCCUAAUCCUGUCAUGUUUUUUGCAAUAUUGUCGAAUCAGAGAUCGGGCAGUGGGUGGUUUGAGACCCUUUUGAAUAGCCACAUUAAUGUGAGCUCGAACGGCGAGAUAUUUUCUAUUAGAGAGAGAAGGAGAAAUGCUUCUUCCAUUUUGAAGACUUUGGAUAGAGUAUACAAUUUGGACUGGCUCAAUAGUGCUUCCAAGAAUGAAUGCUCUGCAGCAGUUGGACUCAAGUGGAUGCUCAAUCAGGGAUUAAUGGAGCACCACAAGGAAAUAGAAGAGUACUUCAAGCGUAGAAGCGUUUCUAUCAUAUUUCUUUUCAGGAGAAACUUACUACGCAGAAUGGUAUCUAUGCUAGCCAAUUCCUAUGACAGUCACGCCAAGCUAUUGAAUGGAACACAUAAAUCUCAUGUACACUCUGCAGAAGAGGCUGAUAUUCUUUCAAAGUACAAGCCUAUCAUAAAUUCUACAUCAUUGGUGGACGACUUGAAGGACAUGGAGAUGAAAUCUGCAACCGCAUUACAAUACUACAAUAGCUCUCGGCAUAUGAUCCUUUACUACGAGGAUCUUAUGAGAAAUCACACUAAGCUAAACGAUGUGCAAGAGUUUUUAGGAUUGCCACAAAUGGAGUUAACGAGCCGUCAAGUUAAGAUACAUAAAGGACCAUUAUCAGAUCAUAUUCAGAACUGGGACGAUGUUAACAACGCGUUGACAGGAACUGAAUAUGAGAGUUUCCUUGAAGCUGACUAUUAGGUCACGGUCUCUUCUAACCAUAGUUAAAGUUGUACAUUCCAACUUCACUUCCUAUGCAGCAUGAUGUUUUAGCUUGAGGGCAUGUUAGAUGUUCAACCCGUCAAUAUCCUACACCAACACGACACCGAUACCUCACUUCAUGAAAAGCCUGGAGAGUUUGGGUUUGAUUCUGGAACACGAUUGCGGUGUUUCUGAAGCCUUUUCUUGUCACCACAUCCUAAUUGAUGAAAUGAAUACCUAUGAUUAUUAUAAUAAUGGCUUUUCUUCUGAGUUAACAUGGAUAUAUGCCACUGCCACCUAAUUAGUUUAUGUAAGGUAGAGCUCAAAUCAUUUUUUGUGUGAUUAGUUUAGAUUGAAAAAUAUUAGGUCUCACUGAAGUUUAUUCUAACCUAGUUAAAUUUUUCCAACAGUUAUUGUUGGAUGAAUUUAUACAAAUCUCACUAAAAAACCAGUGAUUAUAAAUGUAUUAGAAAAGAUAUGCUGCGAAAAAGAGUUCUUAUGUUUAUACUGGUAGUGAUGUUCUCUAUUUC